Molecule: messenger RNA, 498 nt
Organism: Trichoderma reesei QM6a
Lineage: Eukaryota; Fungi; Ascomycota; Sordariomycetes; Hypocreales; Hypocreaceae
Exons: 1
Coding region: 1-498 (165 amino acids)
Source: RefSeq, a predicted model, not a curated record
AUGUGUGAAGUCGAGCUUUCCAUCUGCGUCCACUGCGGGAAAGUGUUUGCGGCCAAGAUGAAGUACUGCGACCCUGUCAAAGGCAAGCUGCUGGUCGUCAACAGCACGCCAUUCGAAAUCAGCUCGUCGUUCAAUUGGUCCCCGAUGGAAGGGUGCGACGGUCUGCAGAUUCAUCCCACCGCCAUCCUCGACGCCUGCAGGAGUGACAUGGCCGGACCCGAGGUGCCCUUCGACCGACCAGCAGCGGCGAGGCCGAGUGUCAGGAGCCCGUAUCCGACCCCAAUGGCGCCCCAGCGGACGGACAUGCCAGAGGAGCUUCCACAGGCUGCGGGAGUGGAGGAGCGUCGCCAGGGGGUGGCCAUGACGCCGCUGGGCUCAGAUGUGCAACUGCAGCUGCAAAUGCAAAUCCAGACGCAGACGGAACCACCGACUGGAGACACGCCGGCGGUUGGGUCGCCGACAUCCUCGUGGUCAGGGUCGACCGUGUCAUAUUAUUGA